CACCUGUUAUACGUUAUACUGGUAAAUUACAAAAUGGUGACACAUGGUAUCUUGUAGUAACAUCGUUGUGUGCUCUUUUUAUCUUUAGAAUGCACUUUCAUCAGAUAGUCAGAAUUUGAAUAAGGCUAGAAAAAAGUGUUCCAACAUGAUGUCAACAAGAUAUAUUUCUUUUAUAUCUGGAAUAAUAAUAGCUUCAUUAACAUGGGCCUCUAGUUUAUAUCUUUAUUCAAGAUUAUCUCAAAAUACUAAUACUGCAAAUCCAACAAUGUUAGUAUUAGAGAAUUCAAAGUUAGGAAAAGACUCCCAAUUUUAUCAUAAAACUUAUAGUAAUCAACAUCUUAAAUUCCACAAUAAUUUAAUUGCUCAUCAUGACAAACAAAGUAUGAUAGAUAAAGGUACUUAUAAUUUAAGGAGAAAUGCCUUUAAAAAUAGUGACAAACUAUUACAACAAUUACAACCUGUACCAGUAAAACCUGCUGUUACAUUAGGACAAGGUUUAGAUGAACUAGGGAUGGUAAAAAAUUUUGAAGAUCAACGAAAACGAGAUGAAGGAUAUAAAAAUUAUUCCUUUAAUAUAUUAGUAUCAGAUAACAUUGGGUUGCAUAGAGAAUUACCAGAUACGAGGCAUAAAUUAUGUGAAAUACAGAAGUAUUCUUCUAAGUUACCAAAUGCUAGUAUUGUUAUAUGUUUUUAUAAUGAACAUUAUAUGACACUUUUAAGAUCCUUGCAUUCCAUUAUUGAUAGAACUCCUGCAAGUCUUCUACAUGAAAUUAUCUUAGUAAAUGAUUGGAGUGAUAGCAAAGCGUUACAUGAAAAGAUUGAGACAUACAUUGCCAACAAUUUUAAUGGUAAAGUGAAAUUUUUUAAAACAGAGAAACGAGAAGGAUUGAUUAGAGCAAGAAUGUUUGGUGCAAGAAAAGCAACUGGAGAAAUUUUAAUUUUCUUAGACAGUCAUAUAGAAGUAAACAAAAGAUGGAUAGAACCCCUCCUCUCACAAAUUGCUCAUUCAAAAACUAUCAUUGCCAUGCCAGUUAUUGAUAUAAUUAAUCCAGACACAUUUCAAUAUACUGGUAGUCCUCUGGUAAGAGGAGGUUUUAAUUGGGGUUUGCAUUUUAAAUGGGAUAAUGUGCCAGUUGGUACAUUUGCUCAUGAUGAAGAUUUUAUAAAACCUAUAAAGUCUCCAACAAUGGCUGGAGGUUUAUUUGCAAUGGACAGAAAAUACUUUACAAAAUUGGGAGAAUAUGAUGCUGGUAUGGAUAUCUGGGGCGGUGAAAAUCUUGAAAUAUCAUUUAGAAUUUGGAUGUGUGGUGGAAGUAUUGAAUUAAUACCAUGCUCAAGAGUUGGACAUGUAUUUAGGAGAAGGAGACCAUAUGGUACAUUUGAUCAACAUGAUACUAUGUUGAAAAAUUCAUUACGCGUCGCACAUGUUUGGUUAGAUGAAUAUAAAGAUUACUUUUUAAAAAAUGUUCAAAAAGUCGAUUACGGUGAUAUUUCGGAAAGAUUAAAUUUAAGGAAGAGAUUAAAAUGUAAAAAUUUUGCAUGGUAUUUAAAUGUAGUAUACCCUGAACUAGCAUUACCAGAUGAUAAUAAAAAUAGAUUAAAAGAUAAAUGGGCAAAAAUCGAACAGAAACCGAUACAACCCUGGCAUUCUAGAAAAAGAAAUUACACUGAUCAAUAUCAAAUUAGACUUUCUAAUUCAGCAUUAUGCAUUCAAAGUGAGAAAGAUAUUAAAACAAAAGGUUCUAAGCUUAUAUUAGCACCAUGUUUAAGAAUUAAAUCACAGAUGUGGUAUGAGACUAGUAAAAACGAAUUAGUACUUGGCCAGAUGCUUUGCAUGGAAGGAGCUGAGAAAGUUCCAAAGCUUGGAAAAUGUCAUGAGAUGGGUGGUAAUCAAGAAUGGCAUCAUAAAAAUACUAAUAAUACACCUAUAUAUAACAUGGCAGCUGGCACAUGCUUGGGAAUAAUGCGUGGAUUAAAAAGUACACAAAUAGUAAUGGAUUUGUGCACUAAAAAAGAUACAAGCUCUAUAUCAUGGGAUUUGGUACACUCUAAAAUUCUUUUAAAAGAAAUUAGGUGACAUCAAAUGGAGUAGUGGUAGUUACAGAAAUAAAAGAUAAAAAAUAGAUUUUUAGAGAAAAAAGGUAAUAAGAGGAAAAUUAUCAUAAUUAUCAUAAAUUUUAACAAGCGUUUGUGAUAUGGAAUAGAUUAUUAUGAAAGUUU
Bombus impatiens (common eastern bumble bee) is the source of this 2220-nucleotide messenger RNA. RefSeq names its product polypeptide N-acetylgalactosaminyltransferase 35A (gene Pgant35A). The record is from RefSeq and is a predicted model, not a curated record. Bases 146 to 2077 code for a protein of 643 amino acids. Gene Ontology annotation, biological process: regulation of Notch signaling pathway. Gene Ontology annotation, cellular component: Golgi apparatus. Gene Ontology annotation, molecular function: Notch binding. The transcript has 7 exons. NCBI's taxonomy places the organism in Eukaryota, Metazoa, Arthropoda, Insecta, Hymenoptera, Apidae.